Molecule: messenger RNA, 2418 nt
Organism: Lodderomyces elongisporus
Lineage: Eukaryota; Fungi; Ascomycota; Pichiomycetes; Serinales; Debaryomycetaceae
Gene: DOA1
Product: Doa1p
Exons: 1
Coding region: 1-2418 (805 amino acids)
Biological process (GO): ubiquitin recycling; proteasome-mediated ubiquitin-dependent protein catabolic process
Cellular component (GO): nucleus; cytoplasm
Molecular function (GO): ubiquitin binding
Source: RefSeq, a predicted model, not a curated record
AUGACCUAUAAGCUUAGUUCUACGCUUUCUGGACAUGACCAGGAUGUCAAGAGCUUGGUUAGCACCAUAAUUCACGAAUCGCCAGCUCUUGUGUCAGUUUCAAGAGAUUCUACAACUCGAACAUGGAAACAACCAAAUACAUCCACCAAGACAGCUUCUGAAAUUGUAUUUGUCUCUCCAACAAAGUCAUUCCUAAAUUCGGUUGCCGUAAUUUCAUUGCCACAACACCAAAACCACCAAUUUAUUGCUAGUGGUGGCCAAGAUGCAAUGAUUUACCUUACAGACUUAAGCGAGCUCGAACCCCACGGAUUAGACCAAGAUGCCAAAUUCCAGUUGAUUGGCCACGAAGGGAAUGUGUGUUCGAUGCAUUUUGCACAUGGCGAGUUUGUGUCGUCGUCAUGGGAUACGACUGCUAUUGUGUGGGAUCUUGAACAGUUCACUCCAAAGUAUGUGUUGAAAGGUCACGAGUCUUCAGUUUGGGACUGUAAAGUGCUCAACUCGAAUCAGUUUUUGACCGCUUCGGCAGAUCGGACAAUCAGAUUGUGGAAUGCUGAACACGAGGUGCUCAAAUACAUAGGCCACACGGAUGUCGUAAGGAAAUUAUUGGUGUUACCCAAUGGCAAGGAAUUUGUAUCAUGUUCAAACGAUGGAACGAUACGUAUUUGGAACUUACAAACAGGGGUAAAUGUCAAGACUCUCUAUGGCCAUGACUCAUUUGUUUACGACUUGGAGCUUUUGCCCAAUGGCAAUUUGGUGUCAACAGGAGAAGAUAGAACCGUAAGAAUAUGGGAUUUAGGUGGAGGGAAUAAUGAUGCAUUACAAGUCAUUACGUUGCCUUGCAUUUCGGUAUGGACAGUGGCUACACUUUCAAAUGGCGAUUUUGCUGUUGGUGGUUCCGAUAAUGAAAUCAGGGUUUUUACACUAAAUGAUGAACGAACGGCAACAGAAGAUGAGGUAUCCGAAUUUGCCAAAGCCGUGCAAUCCGCAUCAAUAUCUGAACAGUCCCUCGAUGAUUUGAAAAAAACAGACAUUCCAGGGAUAGAGGCUCUUUCAAGGCCUGGUAAGAAGGAAGGCUCAACAAUUAUGGUGAAGACCCCCGAGGGCAUGAUUGAAGCGCACCAAUGGUCUGGCGGACAAUGGCACAAGAUUGGUGAUGUGGUUGGAGGAGCCUCAAAUUCAGGAUCAAAAAAGGAAUACCAAGGCAAGCAAUACGACUAUGUGUUUGACGUGGAUAUCAAGGAUGGCGAGCCACCUUUGAAAUUACCAUACAACCUAAACCAGAACCCAUACGUUGUAGCUGAGAAGUUUCUAUCCGAUAAUGAGUUGCCUGCAACCUAUACUGAAGAAGUGGUACGGUUUUUGGAAACAAAUACCGCCGGAGCUAGUUUAAAUGAAAGUUCAGUUGUUCGUAAUAACAACCAACCUGGUAAUGGUAGUGGAAAUGAAAGUGAAUUAAUUGGACAGCAAUAUUUGAAUGAUCCAUAUUCUGAUGCUUACAAUAGGAAACAUAAGCAAACAAAGAGCCCUGAAAAGAUAGCCUUAACUUCAAUAGUACCCGUUAAGACCUAUAUUAAUUUCAUUGACUUUAAAAAAGAAACCCUUGUGAAUGGAUUGAAAAAACUCAAUCUGGCACAGGAAUCACAUAAAUUGGGCGAAGAGGAAAUAUGCGAUAUCGAGAGAAUUUUGGCAGGAAAUUUCACUUCAACCGACGCUGUGACUAUUGUUACAAAGUAUUCAAAAUAUAUCAUAGAGAACUGGAAACCUUCAUCUGUCCUUAUUGCAUUUGAUUUGUUGAGAGUUGCCCUUUCAAGAAUCACAACAGUGGAUCUCCUAAAGUCCACUGCAGUUGCACACGAUUUCUACUCCGAGCUUUCGAGAGGAUUGGACAUUGUGGAUUCUUCCAACCCAGCGCUCUUGAUGAUGAUUGUCAAAGUACUCAGCAAUAUUGUGGGUGACACUUUAUUCCUUCAACUGUUUAUCGAUCCAGUGGGUGAUAGCGAGUUUGAAUACAAUCCGAUAUUUAAGGAGUGCUUGUCAAGAAUCUUGACUCAAUUCGCGAAAAUAGAUACUGGCCACAAAUUGUACAGUUCGUUGCUGAUCGCUGUAGCCUCAUUCAUAUUUGACUUAUCCGUCUACCAAAUCAAGACUCCUGGCUUGCUUAAAUUCAAAGGUGACGACAAAGAUUCAAGAAUGGUUUCCGGUUUCACCGAUGAGACAAUCAAUAAAAUAGUAGAGUCCUCUUCGGAGGCGGCUUACAGGUUACUUGUAGCGUAUGGAAAUUUCAAAUUCGCUGCUUCAGGUACUGCAAGUUCUAUCAAGACUCCAUUGCCUGAAUGGGUGGAACACGCAGUUAAGAUCUACUCAUCAAAAAACGAAGUCAGAUUUGAAGAGUUGGCAAAAGACAUAAAGGCAUUAUAA